UGGCAGAAAUUGAUGCUCAUUUUUAGUUCAACUAAUACUUCUUGGAACUGUAGUUAAAUGUGCUAAUGUUGAAAAGAUUUAGACAUGGCCGUUUGUAAACACCUUUGAAGAUCUAACAAAUGUUGCUGGAUUGUGAUGGAAUUAACGUUCUUUCGAACUACUUAAAAAAAACGUUUAGAACAUAAAAAUGGAAUUUUUACAAUCGUUGAAUUCAAAUUCUUACUUUCAUUCAGAUAAUACAAGGUGCUUGAACAAAAACCUAUACCAGCUGAUUGAAAAUUAUUCUUGAUACAUUUGAGUCAAUGAAAUUUUAUAAUUUAGAGACAUGGCAAUAGAUCAGGCAUCCGAAAAAAGACCACCAAAGCUCACCAAAUUGCGUAUAAUAAAGAAUUUAAUAUUGAUCUCAAUAUCAUUUUUUCUCCUUUUCACUGCAUAUGACGGACUCAGCAUGCUGCAAAGUACGAUGAACAAAAAAGCAGGAGUAGGAGUGGUUUCACAAGCAGUAGGCUACAUUUCAUUUUGCAUCUCCGCUCUAUUACUGCCAAAAUAUGUUAUUAGAAAAAUAGGAUGCAAAUCAUCACUUAUUAUGGCCAUUGGCUUUUACGUGCCAUGCAUAGCAGCGAAUUUCUAUCCAAAGUGGUAUGUUAUGAUACCAACAGGAGUUUUGGCUGGUAUAGGUGCUUCAAUCUUGUGGGGAUCUCAAUGUACAUAUUUCAAUGAAUCAGCUUUUCGAUAUUCUAGACUGAUUGAUGGGGAAUCAAGGAGCAUUAAUCAGUCGCCAGAUAAUGUUUCUAAUCGUACAAGUACAGAGAUUCUUUCCGAAAGAAAUUCUAAGUGUGAAAUCACUGAAGAAAAUUCUAUGAAAGUUGAUGUUUCUAUAGAAGAAAAAUCAAAAGAAACGACUGCAGAAAGUAGUGUGGUGAGAUUUGAGUGCAAAAAUCACGGUUGUGGAAAUGUUGACGAAUUUGUUGUUUCAGAAAUUGAGAAAAAUUGUGUACAAUUCAUUGGAAAAACUGCAGAAAAUAACUUAACACCUAAAGAAGAAAGAAAUUCCGAUGACUUUGAAAGUUUUUCACCGACAGACAUCUCUCAUUCCCCAAUAAAAACUAACAAGAGUGAAACAGGAAUUAAGGCAGAUGAUCGGCCAGAAGGACUGACUGUAUCAAAAGAAGAAGAUAUCAUUAAAAGUGAUGUAAUAGAUGUUAUUGAAUCAACUACUGUACUACCAAAAAGAAAUCCAGAACGCCAACCUAUUUUCCAGAGAGCCAACACACUUGAAUCUGUCACAGGGCUUUUCUUCGGCUGCCAUGGUAUUGCAUUCUACUCUGCACAGAUUUGCAGCAAUGUGAUUUCGUAUUAUGUUUUGAAGGGCGAUAAUGCCCCCGGAAUGAGCCAUUUCGGUGGUUGUUCGUGUGGUGCCCACUUUUGUAAUGACAACAAAUGGUGCAUCAAUGAUGACACUGAAUAUGUAAGCCCAAAGAUUCGGUACCUCUUAAGCGGUAUAUCUGUAGUCAUAGCAUCCAUCGGUGUCUUGUUGGUGUUCUUAUUUGUUGAUCCGUUGAAGAAAGCAAAAGACGAAGAUGAACCAGAAACGAUUUCAUUAAGGCUCGUUUCAGCUACGAUUAGUCAAAACAAAAAGAAAGAGCAAUUGUGUCUGAUUCCCAUAGCCUUUUUUGAAGGUAUGCAACAAGGAUUUUAUACAGCUGAUUUCACGAAGUCCUAUGUUGGAUGCGCUUGGGGAGCAUCUAAUGUUGGUCUAGUGUCCAUGUUUUAUGGUUCAGCCUGUGUCUUUUCUUCCUCAACCACCGGCUUCCUUGUGAAAUAUGUUGGAAGAAAGCCGUUGUUUCUCAUUGCUCAAGUAAUCAGCUUAUCAAUGAUGAUAUUUCUCAUGCUGUGGGAGCCCAAUUCUGAUUCAACUUAUAAAUUUUAUAUUGCUGCUAUAUUUUUUGGAACCCUCACAGGGAUUUACUGGUCUCAACUUCUGGCCUUUCAUGGGUUACUGUUUAAAAAAGACGAAGAAGCAGCCUUCGCAAGCUACUACCUUUGGAGUUCCUUGGGAUGGACUACUUCUUUCCUGUACAGCGACCACCUGUGCACAUAUAUCAAGAUUUACAUUUUAUUGACCGUGUCGCUUAUUGGAACUACUGGAUAUUUAUUCACGGAAAGAUCAUAUCAGUUAAAAAAGAAGCAGGCAGCUGUAGAGACAAUAAAGAAAUCUGAUCAUUCGUAUUUAUAGCAUUGCAGAAGGGUUAAGAAAGAGCCAGGGAAGUUUAGCAUAUAUAGACGACUCAUUAGUUCAUAUUUUUUUUCAUUAUAUUCUUCACGUAUUUAAAUUUUUUGUAGAAAAAAAAUUGAGAAUUGUUUUAAUUUGCAGAGGAAAAAGAAACACUUUAUGUUUAACUUUUGCCUAGUCAAAUGGAUAAUUUUAUUUUGAACUUAAAGUUUUAUUAUGAGCUACAUGUUUCUCAGAAUCAACUUAUUGAUUACUUUAAUACCGUAUAUUUAUUCUUGAAAAGAUGAUAUUGGCUAUAAAAAUAAGUCGUUAAAUGUAAUGCCAACAUAGUAGUCUGUUCAUAUUGUAUUAUUGUAUGUGAAUUUUGAAAUUUAUUUUUCUGAAGCCUUCAUUGAAUAACUAUACAUUUCGAAGACAAAUAAAAGCCUUUAACUUUUCCUUUAAAAGUCAUGUAAGAUGCUUAGUUUUUGCUUGAAUAUGAAUUUAUAUCUUUUAUAAAUAUUGUACCAAUAUUUCAUUAGAAUAAGAUAAAAAAAAAACUGAAAAACGAUGGUUGGAGCAAAUUUCAAGACUUACUUAUUAUGCUUUCGUUUUGCGAUAGGAUGAGUGUCAUUAAUUUCCAAAGAUUUAAAGAAAAAUAAAAUUGUUUGAUGGCUUCUAUACAGAAGAUGAGAAAGAAGAAACGUUUCGACGUUAACUAAAAAAAAGCCUUUUUUUUGUAAUUUCAUUUAUAGUUUUAAUUUUCCAUGUUUGCAGCAUUUUAUUAGAAAAUAUUCUGUGAAAAUAAAAUUUUGCUUAAAGUUUGAAUGACUUGAUAGAUUUAAAAAGUAGUAUGUGACGAAGAGAUAAAAAGGUUUUUAAAACAUACAUGGAUGGGAGUGGCAAUGUGGUCCUGUAAUUCAGAUGCUUUGGAGACUCGGACGGCGUGAGGUUGUUUUGUCUCUGCUUUAAUGUAUUCAACAGGCGAUAUCAUCAAGUACACUGUUAAUAUGGUUGAGGAAGUUCGGGUUCACCAGGUCACACUGAGGAGUCAGAAACAAAACAUUAACAUGCAGGCCUCUUUUUUCCAAAAAGGAUAUUCUAGCAUACCAUUCAAGGGAUGAAUUUUCUUCAAUGACAAUUUUGUAAGGGAAAAAAGAAAUGAUAUGCUUGGAAUGUUGGCUUGAUAUCAAAUUCACUUUCAACGAGAAAAUUGUUUACAGUAUUUAUAAUUUUUGGAACAAAUUCAAUAAUUUCCCUUAUUGGCAGAUAACUCCUUUUUCUCAGUAAGGAAUUAAAUUCUUUUAUGAAAUUACUUCAUCUAGUUUUUAAUGCACACAGCCGAAAUCUGUGAUUUUGCAACAAAUGUACCAAAUUUUACAAAAUAAAAUUUUUAGGAUCAUCACAAAUGUACCACGGAAAAAAGUAGUAAGUACCAUCACGUUGAAAAAUGUCAUACACGGCAAUCUAAAGAUUGAUAAAGUUGGCUUUCAAAACCAGAGAUUACCUAGGAAUUUUAGUCAAAUGAAGACUACUCCAAUUCGUUCAUCAAUUGUCCGUAUUCUUCCACAAUGAAUGGAAACACGUAUACGUAACUACCAGAUAGUAUCUUCCUCUUACACCAUCCGAAUAUAAGAUUUAUUUUGCUAAAAGAUUUUUUAUGCAACUUCAAAAUUAAUCAAAUUUCUCACAAUUCACAUCCAAGUUU
Molecule: messenger RNA, 3920 nt
Organism: Argiope bruennichi
Lineage: Eukaryota; Metazoa; Arthropoda; Arachnida; Araneae; Araneidae
Product: protein unc-93 homolog A-like
Exons: 4
Coding region: 326-2236 (636 amino acids)
Source: RefSeq, a predicted model, not a curated record